AAGUCAGUCAGUUUAGGUUAGGCUACAAUAACAGUUGAAAUCGUAUACAUAUUUCACAUAGCUAAUUGAAUUUGAAGAGUUAUUAAUUGGAAAAUGGAAAAUAAUACAGAAGUUUGUUGUGAAAAUGGAAAUGGUGAUGGAUGCCAUGGUCACCAUAUCUUGCAUCAUAUGAAAGGAGGUGCUGCAAAAAUGGAGCCACCGGCAAAACGUAAAAGAGUUAGCUCAAGCUGGAAGGUGCAGUCUUCAGAUAUUGCACGGAAUACCUUUAACCCAAUUAGGAGUAUCGUUGAUGGAAUGAAACUAACACCUAAUCCAAAGAAGGACAUGAUUGCUCUCUCAAUUGGUGAUCCCACAGUGUUUGGAAAUCUUAAAGUACCAGAAGAAGUUGAGACCUCGGUAAUUAAAUCAAUCAAGCAGCACAAAUAUAAUGGUUAUGGGCCAUCCACAGGUUAUGAAGAUGCACGGAAAGCUGUAGCUGAGUAUGUGUCUGAGGAAACCAGUCAAGUGGAGUCAAAGGACAUAGUGUUGACAAGUGGGUGUUCAGGGGCACUGGAUUUAUGCAUAACUUGCCUCGCAAACCCGGGACAGAAUAUUUUAAUACCAAGACCUGGAUUUUCUAUAUAUAAAACACUAGCAGAGUCAUUGGGUAUUCAAGUCAAACACUACAGUCUUCUGCCAGAGAAAUCUUGGGAGAUAGAUUUGAACCACCUGGAAUCUCUGAUAGAUGACCACACGGCAGCUAUUAUUCUCAACAACCCAUCAAACCCCUGUGGAAGUGUAUUCUCUAAACAACAUUUGAAGGACUUCCUACAGAUCUGUGAAACAUACAAAGUUCCAGUCAUAGCUGAUGAAAUAUAUGAACAUUUUGUGUUUAGUGGCUGUGCUUACCAUCCACUGGCAUCCUUGACAGAGACUGUCCCAAUAUUAUCCUGCAGUGGGCUCACAAAAAGAUUUCUGAUUCCUGGCUGGAGAUUGGGGUGGAUUGUAAUCUAUGACAGACAGGAUAUCUUCCAAGAAGAAGUUCGUAAAGGUUUAAUGUGUCUGUCACAGAAGAUUUUGGGUCCAAAUACUCUAAUACAGGCAGCACUACCAGAAAUACUUAAAGACACACCAAAAUCAUUCUACACAGACACUCUUACAUUUAUCGAGUCAAACGCCAAAUUAUUCUAUGAAAAGAUUUCAAAGAUUCCAGGUCUUACACCAGUCAUGCCACAGGGAGCUAUGUAUAUGAUGAUUGGUAUCAAGAUGGAACAUUUUACGGAGUACCUAAAUGAUGUAGAAUUUACCGAGGCUUUGGUUACAGAGCAAAGUGUUUUUUGUCUUCCUGCACAGUGUUUUGACUUCCCAAACUUUUUCCGAGUAGUGCUCACAGUUCCGCAGGAAAAGUUGAUUGAAGCAUGUGACAGAAUCAAAGAGUUUUGUGAACAGCAUUUCCAAGAACAUCCAAAAUCAAAUGGAAAACAUUUGCAUGGUGGGUAUGACGAUAAAUGGAUAGAAUGAAUAUUGUUGUUGUUGUGAUAAAGACUGACUUAAGCAUUCAAUACACAAAAUUUUGUUUGUUAUUUACAUGAUAUAUUAAUGAUGGUAAUCUAAAGUAUGCCUCUAAUUGUAUAUAGGGUUACAUCAUCAAGUUACAUCACACAUGAAUAUGUUUAAGUCUUUGUGUUAUAAUGUCUUAUUUUUGAAGUUAAAACUGUUUUUGAUAAACAUUAAGAGUAAUUUAUAUAGCAGCAAAAAUGAAAGAAAUAUAAAUAAUUUGAAUAUUUCAUACUAUUAUACUCGGAGUCGAGGGUGUUAUUUCAGUUCUUGGGUUGCUAAUAUGCACUAUUACACUGAGAGAUGUGUUAUUUUAUUAUUAUUAUACCAAACCAACAUUUUAAUGUAAUAUUUCACUGCUAUGCAUUAUUACUUGAGCUUUUUACACUGGUGCACAUUGCAAGUGUCUGAGGCACACAGAGCACAGAGGCCAGGGGAGAGAACUAGAACAUUACAUUUUCUUAAGUCAGUAUAGACUUCUUGCCCCUGGGGAAUAUUGCAAAAAAUAAUUGAUCGGGUGAUAUUCAUUUCCAGGAUGAUAGAUCAAAAUAACACCAUGUGACAUCACAUUAGGCUAUAUAGUAAAAAGUUUACAAAAAAUGUAUAUAAUAGAAAGACAUAAGAACAAAAAGCCUUCCAUGAAUAAAUUUAUGUUGUUGGUGUUUUUUUUUCAAGCUGUCUGUAAAUUAACAAAUUAAAAAGAAAUAUCCUUUUUAUCAACAAAAAAUAUGCAUUUAUGUAUGUACAAGUAUGCACAGCAGUAAUGUUAGGUGCAUGAUAUUUUUGUUUAUUUUUAUUCUUAAUUUCUUUUUUUUAAGUUUCAAUUUGUUUUAAGAUCUUAGGGUCCGUUUUCAGAUUUUGUUUCAUAUAUGCAUUUAAUUUUGGUUAUAUUUUGGAUGCUACAUAUCAUUUUUUUUGUAUUUACUUUAAAGCAAAUUAUCAUUUUUUACUUACUUACAUUACCUAUGUGUAAUAUGAAAGUUUGUUUUACUUUAGUGAGAGGUUUUAGGCCCUACUAAAGAUACAAAGACAGAAUUUCAGAUAAAUGAGAGUACAUGUACUUGCUUAGACAUACAAGUUUUUCCAGGAACAUGUUUGAACUACACUGCAACAGCCAUUCAGCUAUGCAGAAAAUGAACAAAUAAUGUACGGUAAUCACUUCUUGACAAUCUUUUACUGUCAACCAAUUAUGCAAAUGCUGAUACAUGUUUUGAUUAUGAAUUUUAAGUGUAGCUAUAAUUUUUAUUACUUGUCAAAUCUAAUGGCAAUUACCCUGUACAAGAGUCUUUGAUAAAAACAUGGCAGAAUUAAACUGCUAUGGCAUAGAUACUGGAAAGCAAUCUUGGAUUAGAUUACUGAUCAGUUUAAAUUUUAAAUAUAUUUAUAAAUACUGCAAAACUGGUACUGGUAUUUAAUUCAAAGAUAUAACUAAUCACUUACAAGAAGAGUGAAAUUAAAUAAACCUCAAAAAGGACAUUUUGAACUUGUGAAAAUCUAGACAAUAUUUUAGAUUGACAUGUAUUUUUUUUUUGUUAGUUGCUGUUUUCCUUACGGAAAGGAAUUUAUUUAAACACUUUUUUUUUUUUUAAUGAUUAAAUGACCAAAUUAUGCUGUAAAGUUAAACAUUUUCUGUUGAAUAAGAAUUGUAGAGGUAAAUUGCCAUUAAAUUCAAAUUGUAUAGUUAAAGAUAUUGUAUAAAUUAUUGAAUGUUAAUGAUGUUUUGUAAAGAACAAUAUUUGAGCCGCGUCACGACAAAAUCAACAUAGUGGGUUUGCGACCAGCAUGGAUCCAGACCAGCCUGCGCAUCCGCGUAGUCUGAUCAGGAUCCAUGCUGUUCGCUAUCAGUUUCUCUACUUGUAAUAGAGUUGGUAAGCGAACAGCAUGGAUCCUGAUCAGACUACACAGAUGCCCAGGCUAGUCUGGAUCUAGCUGGUCGCAAAGCCAUUAUGUUGGUUUUGUCGUGACACGGCUCAUUUGUUAAUUAUCACAUACCCAUGCUGCUUUUGCCACCUCAUAUAAACAGAACUAAACUUCCAUGCAUUUAUUUUGAUUUAACAUCAUUUGUAUUAUAUUUACAUAGGUAAAGAUGCACUAAAUGUUGGCGUGACACUAUAAGCGCAUCAAUGAAAAAUGACACCUUUUUUUUACCAUAAAAAGUUAUUUUGGAUAUGUGAUAAAAAGAAUAUUACAUUUGUUUAGCUUCAUAACUAAGUUUAUUGAACUCUAUGAUUAAAAUAAUAUUAUGCUUGCCAGAGGCUCCCAUAAUACAAUGUUAUUCAACACAUUCAAUAAAUUCAGUACUGAACCUCCCUCUAUAUGUUUAGUGUUAUGUUGUGUAAGUCGCAGGUGUUUGUCGCGUUGAUUGGUUACCAAUCAACAUGCUGAACACCUGUGGUGUUGGUGUGACAUUUAGUGAUAUAUAUUAGACCAGGGAUUAUAGUAAAGGACCAAUACAUGUAGUCAUGUAAGUCAUGUAUUGUCCAAUUCCAUCCAAAUUGUUGUGUACUAAGUCAUCUUUUAAUAAGAUUAUACAUAUUGCAUUUUAUUCUGUUUAUUUAUAAAUGUUUACAUUAAAUAAUUAUGAAAGUUUUACAUUAAAUAUGUAAGUUUUACAUUAUAUUUUAAUGUUUUACAUAAGUACUGAAUCUCAGACGUACUAAUAAAUCUCCAUUUUUAUUCAUUUUGAACAAUAUCUCAAUUUUAUUUACUUUCUUGAAGCUUUUAAUUCUGGUGUUUUUAUGUUUGAUAAUUAUUACUAAACAUAAAAGUACCACACAAGACAUAAAAAGUCAUAUUUUCACCUGUGUAUUUUUUUAUAUGUUUAUUAUCAAAAUUAGCUUUAAAUAUGUAUUUACCGCAUAACCAUUAUUAUUAUAUAUAAUAUAAGAACAAAAUAAUGUGAAAAAGCAUACUGUCAGUCAAUAAUUAACUUAGUCAACAAACAAAUAUGUUCAUACUUGAACUUUGCAUAGCUAAACAAGCCAACAAUUGCUUGGUUGUUAAAGGUAGCAUUUGCUUUUCUUUUCAAUCGGUACAAUUUACAUGUAACAAAUCUAUACAAUGGUCAUUCCCAAACUUAUUUACUUAAAGUUUUUACUUUAUUUAAACAUUGCUUGUUCGAUUAUUUAAAAAAAACAAAAAAAAACUGAGAAUUUUUUUUUUAAGAUUUAUGUUUGUAUCUUCCAUAGAUAGCAUCAUGACCAAGACUGGGCCACAUUUUAAUGUUAUUGUUUCAUUUUCAAAACUGUCAAUGAAAUUCUACAAUUUACAGUAAAUCUCUGAAUCUUUGAUGAAAAAGUGCCAAAGUCUGGCUUCAUAAUUCAGUUACACAUAUCUUUAUUUAUGAUAUUUCUCUAUAAGUGAAACCUGGUUUUAGAGCUCAAUUUUUAUUAUUAGAAUUUUAUUAAGACUGAUCGAGGCUUUCUCCAGUGAAAUGUACAUACAUUUUUAAUUAUUAUCAGCAAAGAAAGUAAACACAAAAAUGCUUGAAAAAAUAUGCUUGGAAAAGAACUUUGUAUCUGUAGUUAUAAGCUUUGUUUUGGUUGCUAUUAAGGUAUGACCAUCCUAAUGCAUUACCUCUGCUUUGAAGAUUAUUCAAAUAGGCUAGAAUUACUGUAUAAUGCAUUGAAACUUAGAGGCUUGGGUUCAAACCCCAGAAGUGUCAACUUUAUUUGUAAAUAUUAUUAAGAUUUUGUUUCUUAGUAAUGGGAAACCAUUUUUCAUAAGGAUGGUAUUAUAGUUUAUUUAAUGUCUCCUCAUUUCUGAAAAAGAGCACUUCCAAUACCUGAGCUUAGGUUCAGAAAAAUGUGCACAACUUGUUUAUUGUACUGUCAAUUUUGCUUAAAUUUUGUAUGCAGGUGACCUUUAAAGCAUAUAUCUGACCUAUUCUGUCAAUUUUAAGUUCCUUAUAGUGCCCAUUAGGGUGGUCAUACCUAAUUUUUUUUUGUUUAACCGGAAAUGUUUUCUUACAUGUUUAAUAUAUAUACCUAGAUAAGCAGAAUGAAUACAUUGGUAUAGAUACCUAAACACAAGUAAGACUUUAUUGGAACUUAAAGGCAGCUGUGACUUCUUUAUAUAUAUAUUUAUAUCAUGACAUUACUUAGUUUUAUUUAAACCAAAUAUUUACAAGGAUCUCAAAGAUAUAUAUGUGACAGCUUGAAGUGGACUUCAGGGUAUUCAUGAUGUGUACUUUAAAUUUAAAUAUUAACACAUUUUGGUAUCUGUUAUUUGAGCCAUUUUUAUAAUAAAUAUACUAUAACUUAUGUAUAUACAAUAUUGUAUAAUUGUUAUGAACAAUAAAAUCCUUAACCUUAUUUUCUUCCAAAUGAUAUAUCUUGUUGAUGAUAAUAAGUUGUUCAUUUUUAACAGACAUGUACAUGUAUAUAAUAAGUUUACAAGUAUGUAUAUAAUAAGUUUACAAGUAUGUAUAUAAUAAGUUUACAAGUCAUUAUCUUUUAAAAAUUUUACUCAAUUUUGACACAUAAGAACUUGAUAUUUUGAAAAAAAGUUGAAUUGAAUCUUUUUUUUUCCAUUUAGCAUUUUGAAAUGUAUUUACUUUAGUUUUUAGGAAAAAAAUGUGUUGGAAAAAGAUGUUGUUUCAUUUUAGAGAAAACAAGAUUCAUGUUUUGUUCCAAGUUAAAUCAAAGUUAUGAUAUUAAAUCAAGGUAUGAUAUUAAAUCAAUUUCAUUUUGAUCAUAUCUUAUGCCUGGUUCUUGAUUUUCAAUAUUCAUUAUUUCUUUAACUUUUUACCUUCUUUGUAUUUGCUGAUUUCUUUUACUUAACCAAUCACCGAUAUAGACUGGUUGCUUUUUCAGUGACAUUGCAGGUUUCGGACUGGUUUAGGUUUGAAACCUGUCAAAUUGUGGAUUUCAGACAGGUUCAUAAUUAUCUAAUUUUGUUGAACAAUCAUGAUAACCACGAUUACUUUGUUUAUGUAGAAAAUAUUAAAUCAUUUGUUAACAGAUUUUAUCUUUUUGAGUUGUUGAAUUAUAUCCAAUAAAAACUUACUUGGAGAAUGA
This is a messenger RNA of Ruditapes philippinarum (Manila clam), 6554 nucleotides long. Its product is annotated as tyrosine aminotransferase-like. Lineage: Eukaryota; Metazoa; Mollusca; Bivalvia; Venerida; Veneridae. Gene Ontology annotation, biological process: aromatic amino acid metabolic process; biosynthetic process. The transcript is spliced from 11 exons. The record is from RefSeq and is a predicted model, not a curated record. The coding region runs from base 94 to 1500 and encodes 468 amino acids. Gene Ontology annotation, molecular function: L-tyrosine:2-oxoglutarate transaminase activity; pyridoxal phosphate binding.